Lontra canadensis (Northern American river otter) is the source of this 481-nucleotide messenger RNA. RefSeq names its product secretoglobin family 3A member 2 (gene SCGB3A2). The transcript has 3 exons. The record is from RefSeq and is a predicted model, not a curated record. Lineage: Eukaryota; Metazoa; Chordata; Mammalia; Carnivora; Mustelidae. Bases 85 to 366 code for a protein of 93 amino acids.
GUUAACUGGGGCCCUAGCUCAGUGGAUUCAGUGCGUUUUGCGAUUCAAUUUUAAACUCCAGGCAUAUCUCACAGAAACCCUGUCAUGAAGCUGGUAACUGUGUUUCUGCUGGUGACCAUCAGCAUUUGCAGUUACUCUGCUACUGCCUUCUUCGUCAACAGUUUGCCAGAUGCUGUCAACAAAGUCUUACCUUUACCUGUGGACAACAUUCUUCCUUUUAUGGAUCCAUUAAAGCUUCUUCUGAAAACUCUGGGCAUUUCUGUUGAGCACCUUGUGGAAGGGCUAAGAAAGUGUGUGAAUGAGCUGGGACCAGAGGCCUCUGAGGCAGUGAAGAAACUGCUGGAGGCGCUGUCGCAUUUGGUGUGAUGUCAGCACAAAACAGCCGCAGAGGGGAAGGGGAAUGGUGUUCUGCAGGGCUAGAAUUCCUUCCAUCCUAAGAUGUAGUGACCCCUGAAAAGAAUGAAUAAAGCAAUGAAUAGAU